GCUUUUUUUUUUUCUUCCUUAUGUGUUUUUAGAGAUGGUUUUUCAUUUGCAAGUGUCUGUAGGUCGUUUGAGACUGAGUUUGUCUUUUUUAUCUUUUGUUCUUCAGACUGCCACCGACAGCUCCUCAAACUCAUCUCAGAAGAAGGAGCUCGCUACACAGCUAGUGGCCACCUCCAUCUUUUACGAGCCUCAUCCACAUCGCUGCAUUCUGCAGUACCGGCCGCCCGAGCGCUACAGCCUGGAUCAGAAGUUCUCCAGGAACCCCUUCCUGUUUGAGGAUGAGGAGAUCGUCCGAAUCAACCCCCGGGAGCGCUGGCUGAUCACAGGCUACGAGGACUACCGAUACGCCGCUGUGCCAGACAAGUUCAUCCAGCACGAGGACUCGGACUCGUACGUUCACAUCGCUAAGAACGAACCCUUAAAGCACGACUAUAACUACCCCUAUGUGCCCAGCUCCGACUUCAGCCAGUGCGACCUCAAGAGCCACGGGGGCGACGGAGGCGUAGUGGCCACCCAGCCGCGGGCGUUCAAGCUCAAGGGCAAGCGGAGGAAAGAGGACGGAGAGCGAUCGCGCUGCGUCUACUGCCGGGACAUGUUCAACCACGAGGAGAACCGGCGCGGACAGUGCCACGACGCUCCCGAUCCCAUCCGGACCUGCAUCCACCGGGUCAGCUUCAUGUGGUGCGCCGACAGCAUGCUCUACCACUGCAUGUCCGACCCGGAGGGAGAGUACUCGGACCCGUGCUCGUGCGACACCAGCGAGGAACGUUUCUGCCUUCGCUGGACGGCCCUGUUGGGUCUGUCGGUGUUGGCGCCCUGUCUGUGCUGCUACCCGCCGCUUCACGCAUGCCACCGCUGCGGCGUGGCCUGCGGUUGCUGCGGAGGAAAGCACAAGGCUGUCGGCUGAACCCCCCGCCCGUCCCGAAUUAACCCUAAACUCCCCUCGGAACACUAGCACUGAGGAGGGCAGGAGCGGACUUUCCCUUUUGUUGUGGAUGUUUCUCUCAGUUCUUCAUGAAAGAAAUGGCUCUUUUGUCAGGUGGCUCUUGGAGCCUUCAUGUCAUGCAUUACUUAUGCAGGUACUUUAUAUUUUUUACACUGAUUUGACUUCUCAAGAACUUGAAUCGCUUCGAUAUGCAGUCGUUUUGGUUUUGCGUUCGUCCGCCUUGGCCAGCAAAGGGAGGAAUUCGCUGUUUACUCUUCCUGAACAGGUCCAUACAUAAACUGGCAUUUAUAUCCCAAGCCCUUUAACCGUUCAGAACAAUAACAAUGAGAUUAGCUCGAGACACUAAACCUGUAGUCAGAAACGUCCGUUUGUAGUGCGUUUGUGGGUGAGCGUGUGUCGAUGCCUGCGUGCGUGUUGUUUGUAUCACAGCAUUGUAUCACAGCAUAGCAUUGUCGUUAUUGUAUUUAAGCCAAAUUUACAUAAGCUGCAUCCAGAGUAUAUGUAAAUACUGUAUGCUCAUAUGUAUAUGUUUCAAAUCGAAUUAUUGUAAUCACCUUCGACAGUCACAGCUACGUUUCAGACAUGGGACAUUUUCCUUAGAGUUGACUUCUUUUGAAUGCGAGGGUGGCUCUUGAGUUUGAUGCAUAUUUGAUAUCCAAAGAUUAUUUUUGUCAUAUUUAUUUUCGCGGUCAAUUGAAUCACCAGCCAAAGGGAGAAAGAAAAAAAAAUAGAGAGAAAUCAUCAGACUGUGGGCAAAAAAAGCACAGCCAUAUGGGGAAAGAGAAGUUUCCAGUGAGCCCACGCCGCUUAAACUGCAAAAAGAAAUCUUUCUUUUAAACAUAAUUUUUGUCUUGGAAAAAUGUAAUCUAAAUAUCCUCACAACAAAUCACUUUAAUAAGUACUUUUUAGAAUUUUAUAAAUUUUUUUGGUUGAAUUUGACCUUAUUUGUAUUUAUUUAUUAUAGAUUUCUAUUGAUUGAAACAAACCUCACACAAUUUAUUAGAUUUAUGCUUAAAACAAGAAGAAAAAUCAGUUUGCCAAUGGAAUAAUAA
Messenger RNA from Sinocyclocheilus grahami, 1998 nucleotides. Its product is annotated as sprouty-related, EVH1 domain-containing protein 2-like. Gene Ontology annotation, molecular function: protein kinase binding. The coding region runs from base 35 to 907 and encodes 290 amino acids. Gene Ontology annotation, biological process: negative regulation of MAPK cascade; multicellular organism development. The transcript is spliced from 2 exons. The record is from RefSeq and is a predicted model, not a curated record. NCBI's taxonomy places the organism in Eukaryota, Metazoa, Chordata, Actinopteri, Cypriniformes, Cyprinidae. Gene Ontology annotation, cellular component: membrane.